CUGUAACACAUUUCCAUGUCUCUUCUGUCUCUGUCUCUGUCUGUCUGUGUGUUCGUGUUUGUGUUCGUUCCAGGGAAGAAGGUAGGAGUGAUUUUUUUCUUUUGUCAAAAUCAGUUGCAGUCCAUCAAUGUCCCGCAGGGUUCACUGAAGACUCAAUACUUCUAUGAUCGAAUUUUUUUCUCCUCAGAGGUGGAAGAGGAGCAGGAAGCAGAUGAGGAGUUGCCACUUGAAGUCGAAGAACCACCGACUGCAACCGAAGAGCCUUUUGCUGCAGAAGAAGCAGACGAUGUAAGACCCAAAGCAAAGUUCGCGCCAAACAUCACGGUUCCCAAGCCCUCGGAUGGAGACAAAGUGGACUUUGACGACAUCCACAGGAAGCGGCAGGACAAGGAUCUGGGGGAGCUUCAGUCCCUGAUCGACGCUCACUUCAUCCAGAGGAAGAAAGAGGAGGAGGAGCUGGUGACUCUGGUCCAGAGAAUAGAGAACCGGCGUACUGAGCGAGCGGAGCAGCAGAGGAUCCGCGCGGAUCAGGAGAAGGAGCGGCAGAUCCGCCUGGCUGAUGAGAAGGAGAAGAGGGAGCAGGGGGACGUCCGCAAGAAACAAGACGACGACCUGAAGAAGAAGAAAGUUCUGACCAACAUGAGCGUGCAGUACGGCGGGCUGGACAGUAAGAAGGGAGCGAAGAAGCAGACGGGGAGAGAGAAGAAGAGGAAGAUUCUGUCUGACCGAAGGAAGCCUCUGGUCAUGGAAAACCUGAACGAGGAUAAAGUCAAGGAAAAAGCCAGCGAGCUGUGGAAGUGGCUGAAGGGGCUGGAGGCCGAGAAGUUUGAUCUGUGUGAGGUGCUGAAGAAACAGAAAUAUGACAUCAACGUGCUUCAGAACCGAGUCUCUGAGCAACAGAAGUUCGCCAAAGGCAGGGGCAAGGCCAAGGGCCGCCUGAGGUAGACCUGACCCCUAGAGCCGGAGAAGCCGACCGGGCCCCAGCCGACGACGGCGACAGUCCCCCACCACGGGGUUACACUUGUAUUGUUGGUAUCACUUCAUGUAGACUAGUCCAAAACCAGCCUCCGAGGCAAAUUAAAAUCUACUCGGGCACAAAACACAAUAAAUAUGAAUUGGAGUUUUUUUGUGUGGGUUUCCUUUUUUUUCUUUUAAACUGUAAUUAUUUUUGUGUGUGCGCCAGAGUGGACGCCAGUUCAGCUUCGGUUUCAGAAUAAGCCAUUUCUUUUAUAAUUGAAUUGCUCGUUUUGUUUAUUUUUAUCUGUAACGAUCCGAACACUUCCCAAAAAAAAAGCUGUAUCAACAACAUAAAUGUAUUUAAUCAUCAGGGAAAUUAUAUUCAUAGUCAUUCACAUAGAGACAAUAACAUUAUUAACAACUAAAUUUCACAUAUUUUCGGCACAAUGUAAACAAUGAAAUAACUUAAUGCAGUGAACGGUCACAAUGAUUUGGGCUCUUGCACACACACACACACACACUCGCAUGCACGCACACAAACACACACACACACGCGCACACCUAACAAGUAUUUAAAUUAGCAUAGAGUGCCUAUGGACAUAUGUUUCUAUACAAUACCGCAUGGUACAGUGAAAUCAGUGAUGUGCCUAAGUCCAGUGAUUUGAGCAUGUAAACUACGUAGCUUUUGUUCAACAGGCUGAAAGCUGUGAGUAACUCACACAUUAGAAUUCUGUGAACCCUUUCCCCUUCAGGGCUCCCCUGGCUUCUUCCCACAUUAUAAUACGCUCAUUUUCAAAAUGCUACCGGCAACAGAUAGAAAGCUAAAUGAAUUAUGGAUGCGAGUUCUAAUUUUCUCAGAUCCAAAACAUACCCGAGAAUUCUUUGUGU
This is a messenger RNA of Gadus macrocephalus (Pacific cod), 1845 nucleotides long. Its product is annotated as troponin T, slow skeletal muscle-like. Bases 16 to 945 code for a protein of 309 amino acids. Gene Ontology annotation, biological process: regulation of muscle contraction; sarcomere organization; cardiac muscle contraction. The record is from RefSeq and is a predicted model, not a curated record. The transcript is spliced from 13 exons. Gene Ontology annotation, molecular function: tropomyosin binding; troponin C binding; troponin I binding. Lineage: Eukaryota; Metazoa; Chordata; Actinopteri; Gadiformes; Gadidae. Gene Ontology annotation, cellular component: troponin complex.